GGAAAGAUUCAAAAUCAAGUCUUAUUCAGUCCUACUCCAAAACUGCUUUCCAAUUACACAAGAAAUCAAUUCAAUUUUGAAAAAAUAAAAAAAUAAAAAUGUAUGAACAACAUUUACUGGAUUUACAGGACAACAAUGGAUUCGGGUCGGAUCCCAAGUCAUGGCUCUCCGACGGCAACUCCGGCGUUGGUGGUGAAGGCCAUUCAUCUCUCGCCAGCACUUUGUCUUCUGUCUCCGCUGCCGCCGCCAACGCCUCCGCCGCCAGCAACGUCGACCGCGUCCUCUUCAAUGACCUCGUUGAGAUCGUCCCUCUCGUUCAGUCACUCAUUGAUCGGAAAGCGAAUACUUCUUUUACUAGACGGGGUUCUAUCAUUUAUACCAAGACGCCAACUAAGGAAUCCAUUUACAAGAAGGAAGAACAUCUCAUCCCUACAAGGGACUUAACAGGAGGAAGUGGCGCCAAUGAAGCAGAAGGGUGA
Molecule: messenger RNA, 479 nt
Organism: Olea europaea var. sylvestris
Lineage: Eukaryota; Viridiplantae; Streptophyta; Magnoliopsida; Lamiales; Oleaceae
Product: protein MICROTUBULE BINDING PROTEIN 2C-like
Exons: 3
Coding region: 99-479 (126 amino acids)
Biological process (GO): plasmodesmata-mediated intercellular transport
Molecular function (GO): microtubule binding
Source: RefSeq, a predicted model, not a curated record